Molecule: messenger RNA, 2081 nt
Organism: Pundamilia nyererei
Lineage: Eukaryota; Metazoa; Chordata; Actinopteri; Cichliformes; Cichlidae
Gene: slc1a2b
Product: solute carrier family 1 member 2b
Exons: 11
Coding region: 366-2075 (569 amino acids)
Biological process (GO): L-aspartate transmembrane transport; L-glutamate import across plasma membrane
Cellular component (GO): plasma membrane
Molecular function (GO): neutral L-amino acid transmembrane transporter activity; L-glutamate transmembrane transporter activity; glutamate:sodium symporter activity
Source: RefSeq, a predicted model, not a curated record
GUCACAGGGAGACACGGAGAGAAAAAGGGGUACGGUAUAGGCUGCAUCUUCAGCCAACGAGAGUUGGCAUUCCCAUGCAGAAGGAACAAAGAGGGGGGAAACGGGUGGAGGUGGGUGGGGGAGUAAAGCGCCGAAGAGUGAGGUGAGGCAGAGCUCAUUCAGUGGGAUCGUUGAGCUGCGGAGCUCCUCGGAUUUUACUAACAGAAAAUCCCUGUUUGGUCUGUGAAGCGCUCCUGUCUUGGAACGCAGUGCGCUCUGAAUCUCGCGGUGGCAGCCCCUCUCUGAAGCUGAUGAAAUAAGGUCCUGUACGGGGACAGCACCAAAAACUUUUUUUUCGCCGCGAUUUGCUGCAAAGUGCCAACAGUAUGCCUAAACAAGUGGAGGUGAGGAUGCACGAGAGUCACCUGGAGCCCAUUGAGGCCAGGCCCCAGUCGAAAUGUGCCCUAAUCUGCUCCAAAAUGUUCAAGAACCUUCUUCUCACUCUCACUGUCCUUGGUGUGAUCUUGGGGGCUGUAUCAGGGAUGCUGCUUCGUGUUGCUUCCCCAAUCCACCCAGACAUUGUCAUGGUGAUUGCUUUUCCUGGAGACAUCCUAAUGAGGAUGCUGAAGAUGUUGAUCCUGCCACUCAUUAUCUCCAGUUUAAUCACAGGUCUAGCCGGUCUUGAUGCCAAAUCUAGCGGUCGCCUGGGCACCAGAGCUAUGGUCUACUACAUGACAACCACAAUUAUUGCUGCUAUCCUGGGCGUUAUCCUGGUGUUAGUCAUCCACCCUGGCAACCCCAAACUGAAGGAGAAUCUUGGCGAGGGCGAGAAAAAUGAUGAUGUGUCUAGUCUGGAUGCCUUCUUUGAUCUGAUCAGGAACCUUUUCCCAGAGAAUCUUGUGCAGGCUUGUUUCCAACAGAUUCAGACAGUCACAAAGAAGGUGGAGGUGGUUAUUGAGGAGGAUGUCAAUGCCACCACUAUGGAGGGCCUAGUGGCUAACAUUACAAAGGAGCCUCAGUACAUCAUCAAAAAGUCACUGCAGUUCAAAAGUGGCAUGAAUGUUUUGGGUCUGAUUGGUUUCUUUAUUGCAUUUGGCAUCUGCAUGGGCAAGAUGGGAGAGAAGGCCAGGCUCAUGAUUGAAUUCUUCAAUAUCCUCAAUGAGAUUGUGAUGAAACUUGUCAUCAUGAUCAUGUGGUACUCUCCUUUUGGUAUUGCCUGUUUGAUUUGUGGCAAGAUCAUUUCCAUUAAGGAUCUGGAGGUCGUGGCUAGGCAGCUGGGCAUGUACAUGGUGACAGUGAUCAUUGGCCUCAUUAUCCACGGAGCAAUUUUCCUCCCCAGCAUUUACUUCGUUAUCACCAGGAAAAACCCCUUCACCUUCUUCCUGGGCAUCUUCCAGGCCUGGAUUACUGCUCUGGGGACAGCCUCCAGUGCUGGUACACUACCUGUCACCUUCCGUUGUCUGGAAGAGAAUUUGGGUAUUGACAAAAGAGUCACUCGUUUUGUGCUCCCAGUCGGUGCCACCAUCAACAUGGAUGGAACUGCUCUGUAUGAGGCUGUGGCUGCCAUUUUCAUUGCCCAGAUGAACGGUGUCAACCUUGACCCUGGUCAGAUUAUCACUGUCAGUCUGACAGCCACCUUGGCCAGUGUCGGGGCCGCCAGUAUUCCCAGUGCUGGCCUGGUGACUAUGUUGCUGAUCCUAACUGCUGUAGGCCUGCCAACCCAAGAUAUCAGUCUCCUGGUUGCUGUCGACUGGCUGCUUGAUCGAUUCAGGACCUCAGUGAACGUGGUGGGUGACUCCUACGGUGCAGGCAUCGUGUACCACAUGUCGAAGGCAGAGCUGGAUGAGCUGGAUGCACACACGGCAAAGUCGGAUGACAUUGAAAUGAUGACAAAGACCCAGUCUUAUUACGAUGACAUGAAGAACCAUCAUGAAAAUAAUUCCAACCAGUGCGUCUUAACCGCUACCGAUACCACAACUGCUAGCGCCACUGCUAACAAUUCUGUUGUAGUAGAUGAAUGCAAGGUAACCUCAGCCACUAAUGGCUCUGCUGCGGAGUGCACGCUUGUUGAGGAGGAACCAUGGAAACAUGAAUAAUGGCAG